GCGCAGCGCUAACGGUCCUAACACUAACGGCGGUCGUGCCUCGCCGCUGCUGUCACCCCUGGCCGCUGCUGCCCUCCCCGCCGAGGUUCUACUGCUCUCCUUCUUGAGAAGAAGGGUCGGAGGCACUGGAUCUCUCCCCACACCUCUCGCCUGAGGCCAGGCGCCAGGUGUCGCCUGAAGCCAGACAGCCGGUUUGGGAGCGAGCCUGAGGGCAAGGGGAAGGCAAGGAGAUCAAGAGAAUGCCAACCAAUCAAUGGCUCAGACAAGAUAAGCCAACAUGCAUCCCGCUGGAGCUGCCGAAGAUGCUGGAGGAGUUUGCCAAAGCCGCCAUUAGGGUGCAGCCGCAGGACCUCAUCCAGUGGGCAGCCGAGUACGUGCUCCUUUCUCGCCUUCACCCCUUGGAGGACGGCCGGAGAGAGAGGGUCCUGGAAAACCGCGGAGCUUUGCUUCCAUGUUGUCUAACCAAUUCCACAAGAAGUCCAGAGAUGUUGGUACUGAGUGUUACUCUACCUGGGCAGCACUUCUGUGGAAUGAGUUAUUUUGAGGCCGUGUCCCGUGGAAAGACACCUCUGGUGAGAGAGAGGUCUGAGUCAGUCGCUUUGUGUAACUGGGCAGAGCUAACACCGGAGGUGUUAAAGAUCCUGCAUUCUCAGGUUGCUGGCAGACUGAUCAUCCGUGCAGAGGAGCUGGCCCAGAUGUGGAAAGUGGUGAAUCUCCCAACAGAUCUGUUUAAUAGUGUGAUGAAUGUGGGUCGCUUCACGGAGGAGAUCGAGUGGCUGAAGUUUUUAGCCCUUGCUUGCAGUGCUCUGGGAGUUAGACAACCAAGAGCCGACUGUAGAAAAAGACUUCCAGACACCUAGAAUAUGUAUCAAUAGACACUUUUUAAAGGGGGUACAAUCUUAUAGAAAACUACUAUGUAACAAACAGAAUUGGAUGCAGAACUCAGACAUAAGAAAGCAAAAGAAAAGAGAGAUGAGGCUAUUUCUGAAUUUAGUCAUGACAUCUCCAUGGAUGCAGGAUGUUCAUACAGAUUUAUGCCUUUUCCAAAUUUGACUUGUUUGAUAUUGGAAAAGCAAUUUUACUGUUUUGAAGCCAAAGAUGCUGAAAUCAGUUUAUAUGUAUAGAUAUCUAAAGCUUGGGUAUCUUAUGUGUGGACUUACAUUGUUAAACAUUGUUAAAAUAACUUAAAAUGAAUCAAAAACAUGGUUUUUAAAAAGAAUCCCUGAGAUACAUACAAGUUUGAAAAUUAUUGAGAAAAUAAUUGC
Molecule: messenger RNA, 1265 nt
Organism: Symphalangus syndactylus (siamang)
Lineage: Eukaryota; Metazoa; Chordata; Mammalia; Primates; Hylobatidae
Gene: ROPN1B
Product: rhophilin associated tail protein 1B
Biological process (GO): sperm capacitation
Cellular component (GO): cytoplasm; motile cilium
Source: RefSeq, a predicted model, not a curated record